Galeopterus variegatus (Sunda flying lemur) is the source of this 1882-nucleotide messenger RNA. RefSeq names its product coiled-coil domain-containing protein 170-like. The record is from RefSeq and is a predicted model, not a curated record. NCBI's taxonomy places the organism in Eukaryota, Metazoa, Chordata, Mammalia, Dermoptera, Cynocephalidae. The transcript has 9 exons. Bases 200 to 1882 code for a protein of 560 amino acids.
CUUGUCUCCAAGUGCCAGGUUCAGCAGGCAGCUGCUUCUGAUGUCUAGCUAAGCACUGAGGAUCUGAAGUGGAACCUUUCAGAAGACAUUGCUGUUGGCACUGGGCAGACCACAGCAUCUCUUCCUGACUGCGAAUUUCCCUUGGAAGCACCUUGAGUCAUCAUUACUAGAUCUGUUUCAUGCUUUUUGUAUCUCCAGCAUGUUGGGCCCUUUCCAGUUUUUGAACCACACAGAUCCAGGAAGGCUUGCUACUAGCCAAACCAAAGGGCCGCAUGAGGCUAAACCAUCAGAAGUCAGGCAUCUGUCAGCUCACAGAUCUCGGAAAAGUAACCAAGUGGCUUGUUUUGAUCCACCUCUUGAAGUGGUUCCCACCAGGAACCUAAUCAUGUACAACAGAAAGGCAGCUGACCCAGUCCACCCUGAACUGGCUGGUUUGUUGGUAAAAAACAAGAAUCUUUUAGCUGAGCUAAGAAAUCUUCACAACAAACUUUUCAUAAAAGAAACUUCACUGCAAGAGAUGAAGACUGAGCUACAAAGUUACAAAGAAAAUAAUUUGCAACAGUCAUUCCAGAUAAAGUCCCUGAAAGAUAAUAUCAAGGACUUACAGGAACUUAUUGCUUCUCUAACCAGAAUUAAGUCUUUGAAAAACACCAAUAUUCAGAGUCUUGAAAAAGGCAACUGUGAUCUAACUGAACAAAUUAUAGAACUAGAAAACCACUUAAGAGUACAUCUGGUGGAAAGAGAAAAGGCUGAGCAAAAAGCAGACCUUUUGGAGAAAAAGUUAUCAGGUGCUAGGAGAUUCACCUCUUUUAUGAAUAUGAAAGGACAAGAAGAUUCAUUAGAUAUUUUCAUGAUGAAGGAAGCAGUACAGCAUGGUGAAUUGGAAGACUUUCUGAUGUAUGGAGAGAAAGUGCAAGGAGAAUCUGGAGGUCUCCGUGAUACUGAAGAAAAAGUUAGAGGGAAUAAGACUGAAAACUCCAGGACUAAGAAUUCCCAAAUAGAUGAGCACAGCAAGAAGUUCAAAGAGCUAGAGAAAGACAACACACAACAAAUAUUAUUAAAUAUUUGGCAGAAUUUGCAGAUUGCUACAACACCAAGAUUGGAAGAGAAAAUUCGGAAGCUUCAGAAACAGCUGAGUGAUUUGAAAUUGUCAAAUAAAAAUAUGAAAACUCAACUGACAAGAGUAAAUGCCCUUAAAGACAAAACAAUUGAAAAGCUCAGGCAAUCUUUAAGAAAAAUGGAAACAAUGAAAGAGAAGGCAGUUAUGAAAACAGACAACUUGAAAACUACAUUAGACUGUGCAGAGCAAGAGGCAAGAUCAGGCAAAGAGAGGGCCCAUGAAAUGCUAGACCCUAUCACUCCUAAACUCUCCACAGCAAAGAGAACACUUGAAGAAGUAUCAGGACAAGAACAAGAGCUUAUUGACUUUCGAGAAACUAUAUUGAAGAUAUUGGGAUUUAACAUGAAAACAGCAGACAAGGAAAUCAUCAAUCAGCCCAGAAUCCUUGCUGCAAUGGAAUAUGGCCUGGAUUUCUGCGUUCUGAAUGUGGGGUUUCAGGUAGCCCCAAGUACUCUGGCAGAAACAUUUUUCUGGUCAGAUAAAGGAGCUUGUUGCCCCAGACAGACAGGAGCCGGGAGCACAUCUACCAAACACAUUCUGUCCGUGGCCCCAUUCCUCAGCUGCAAGGCUCCUGUCUUCAGGAGUGGCAGGUUGAGAUCAGUCUCCUCCCACACCGCAACCCUACUCAGAGCCCUCGCCUGCAGUCCGACACACCUUAACCGCCAGUACGGCUGCUUACGCGGAGACCACCUUCCUGUGAAGGACUCCGUUUCAGAAUUCCCACUGUGGACCCAGCGAAAUUUCCUCCGCAGCAGCUCCUGA